AUGAAGCCCAAUGUUCAAAAUGUCGUUAACACCGUUACAAGAAACAGAGUUGGUGUGUUGCAGAGGCAGGACCACAACGGUUCUUGUCGUCUUCAGUGUACGGUGAAGACAGCUCACAAGCCAACUCACACCACUCUUAUUGUUAACAGAUUUGACUGUCUAGGGGCUGGUGAUAAAACUUUUGAGUUUAAUAAGAAGAGAAACAGACCCGAGAGGUAUGAUAGGAAUGUUACAGAAGAUACUCUCAAGGCCAUUAAGAAGAUUGAUAAGAUCAGAAGCGCUAGAGAAGCUGAUCACAUCAAUAAGAGGUUGAAGCCAAACAAACAGAAGGUAUUCAAGAGUGCAGUCGCUGAUAUAGACCAGCACAUUAAUUUUCUGAGAGCACCAGGUUCUCAGCAACAAGAUUCAGAAAAGAUGAAAGUGUUGGUCUCGGGAAACAAGUCUGUUCAAAACGAAGCCAUGGAAAGAGUGAUUCAAUGA
Messenger RNA from Eruca vesicaria subsp. sativa (arugula), 480 nucleotides. NCBI's taxonomy places the organism in Eukaryota, Viridiplantae, Streptophyta, Magnoliopsida, Brassicales, Brassicaceae. The record is from the annotation of a GenBank genome assembly.